Danio rerio (zebrafish) is the source of this 5014-nucleotide messenger RNA. It is a transcript of the gene atp2b2, whose product is annotated as ATPase plasma membrane Ca2+ transporting 2. The record is from RefSeq and is marked provisional. Gene Ontology annotation, cellular component: plasma membrane; glutamatergic synapse; membrane. Gene Ontology annotation, molecular function: ATP hydrolysis activity; nucleotide binding; P-type calcium transporter activity. Gene Ontology annotation, biological process: calcium ion transmembrane transport. Lineage: Eukaryota; Metazoa; Chordata; Actinopteri; Cypriniformes; Danionidae.
AUGACCAAUAGCGAUUUUUACACCAAGAACCAAAGAAACGACAGCAACCAUGAAGGGGGAUUUGGCUGCUCGCUCAUGGAGCUGCGCUCGCUCAUGGAGCUCCGAGGAACGGAGGCAGUGGUCAAAAUACAGGAGGACUAUGGAGGUACUGAGGGACUGUGCCAGCGGCUGAAAACCUCGCCGACGGAGGGUUUGGCAGGGUUGGCCACAGAUCUGGAUAAAAGAAAAGAAGUCUUCGGGCGAAAUCUUAUACCUCCAAAGAAGCCAAAAACUUUUUUACAGUUAGUAUGGGAAGCGUUACAAGACGUGACCCUCAUCAUCCUGGAAAUCGCAGCCCUGAUCUCUCUGGGUCUGUCCUUCUACCAGCCGCCUGGAGAGGGCAACACCGACGCCUGUGGAGAUGCGAAGGCGGGUGCGGAGGACGAGGGCGAGUCGGAGGCAGGCUGGAUCGAAGGAGCUGCGAUCCUGCUGUCAGUGGUGUGUGUGGUUCUGGUCACGGCCUUCAACGACUGGAGCAAAGAGAAGCAGUUCAGGGGUUUACAGAGCCGCAUCGAGCAGGAGCAGAAGUUCCAGGUGGUGCGAGGAGGCCAGGUCAUCCAGUUGCCCGUGGCCGAUAUACUAGUCGGAGAUAUUGCACAAAUCAAGUAUGGUGACCUGCUGCCGGCGGACGGGGUGUUGAUACAAGGCAAUGAUCUGAAGAUUGAUGAGAGCUCUCUGACGGGGGAAUCAGACCACGUGCGCAAAGCUGCAGAUAAAGACCCCAUGCUGCUCUCUGGCACGCAUGUGAUGGAGGGCUCGGGUCGGAUGGUGGUCACUGCGGUCGGUGUGAACUCUCAGUCUGGGAUCAUCUUCACUUUGCUGGGCGCUGGAGGAGAAGAGGAGGAGAAAAAAGAGAAGAAAGGUCAGGCUCUAGAGGAUGGCCAUCCGCUGCCAGACUGCUCCCAUCCCUCCUCACACCCCAUCGCAACUAUAGCUACCGAUGGUGCGGCAAGCGCAAAUACACCUGCUAAUACCAGCCUAGUCAAUGGUAAAAUGCAGGAUGGAAAUAUGGAGAACAACCAGACCAAAGUGAAGAAACAGGACGGAGCCGCAGCAAUGGAGAUGCAGCCCUUGAAGAGCGCAGAGGGCGGAGAAACAGAAGAGAAGGAGAAGAAGAAAACCAGCGUCUCCAAGAAAGAGAAGUCCGUCCUGCAGGGGAAACUGACCAAGCUGGCUGUCCAGAUCGGCAAAGCAGGGCUGGUGAUGUCCGCCAUUACCGUCAUCAUCCUGGUGCUUUACUUUGCUAUCGAUACCUUUGUGCGUCAGAAGAGGCCGUGGCUGACCGAGUGCACGCCGAUCUACAUCCAGUACUUCGUCAAGUUCUUCAUCAUCGGUGUUACAGUGCUGGUGGUGGCGGUUCCUGAAGGCCUGCCGCUCGCUGUCACCAUCUCUCUGGCCUACUCUGUCAAGAAAAUGAUGAAGGAUAACAAUUUGGUUCGCCAUCUGGACGCUUGCGAGACCAUGGGCAACGCCACAGCGAUCUGCUCAGACAAAACCGGCACUCUGACCACCAACCGGAUGACCGCAGUACAGGUGUAUGUGGCCGAUGUCCAUUAUAAGACCAUCCCGGAGCCCACAUCCUUGCCGUCCAAAACCCUGGACAUACUGGUCAACGCCAUAUCCCUCAACAGCGCCUACACCACCAAGAUACUGCCGGCCGAUAAGGAAGGAGGUCUACCCAAACAAGUAGGCAAUAAAACGGAGUGCGGCCUUCUGGGAUUGGUCCUGGACCUGAAACGAGACUACCAGACCAUCCGCAAUCAGAUCCCCGAGGAGAAACUCUACAAGGUGUACACGUUUAACUCCGUGCGCAAGUCCAUGAGCACCGUCAUCAAACUCCCCGACGGCAGCUUCAGAAUGUACAGCAAAGGAGCGUCCGAAAUCAUCCUGAAGAAGUGUUCUCGUAUUCUGAGCGAGGUCGGAGAGCCCCGUGUCUUCAGGCCCAGGGAUCGGGAUGAGAUGGUAAAAAAAGUAAUUGAGCCCAUGGCCUGCGACGGCCUGCGCACCAUCUGUGUGGGAUACCGAGACUUUCCCAAAGACCCCGAGCCCAACUGGGAGGACGAGAACAACAUCCUGACCGACCUCACCGCUAUAUGUGUGGUGGGAAUCGAGGAUCCUGUCAGACCCGAGGUGCCGGAUGCCAUCCAGAAGUGCCAGCGUGCAGGAAUCACCGUGCGGAUGGUGACAGGUGACAACAUCAACACCGCCCGAGCCAUCGCCAUCAAGUGCGGCAUCAUCCACCCUGGAGAAGACUUCCUGUGCAUCGAUGGCAAAGAGUUCAACAGGAGGAUCCGCAACGAGAAGGGGGAGGUUGAGCAGGAGCGCAUCGAUAAGGUUUGGCCCAAACUGCGAGUGCUCGCCAGAUCCUCACCCACAGACAAACACACGCUGGUCAAAGGCAUUAUCGACAGCACUCUGGUGGACCAGCGGCAGGUCGUGGCUGUAACCGGAGACGGAACCAACGACGGUCCGGCUCUGAAGAAGGCAGAUGUGGGAUUCGCCAUGGGAAUCGCAGGGACGGAUGUGGCCAAAGAAGCGUCCGAUAUCAUCCUCACAGACGACAACUUCUCCAGCAUUGUGAAGGCUGUGAUGUGGGGAAGAAACGUUUAUGACUCCAUCUCCAAGUUCCUUCAGUUCCAGCUGACCGUCAAUGUGGUGGCGGUGAUCGUGGCCUUCACCGGAGCCUGCAUUACUCAGGAUUCUCCUCUGAAAGCAGUGCAGAUGUUAUGGGUGAACUUGAUCAUGGACACAUUUGCAUCUCUGGCUCUGGCCACCGAACCGCCCACCGAGUCUCUGCUGAUGAGGAAACCCUACGGCCGAAACAAACCUCUGAUCUCCAGCACUAUGACCAAGAACAUCCUGGGCCACGGCGUCUACCAGCUCGUCAUCAUCUUCUCACUGCUGUUUGUGGGCGAGCAGAUCUUUGACAUCGACAGUGGCAGGAACGCUCCUCUGCACUCUCCUCCAUCAGAGCACUACACCAUCAUCUUCAACACCUUCGUCAUGAUGCAGCUCUUCAACGAGAUCAACGCCCGCAAGAUCCACGGCGAGAGGAACGUCUUUGACGGCAUCUUCAGAAAUCCCAUCUUCUGCUCCAUUGUUGUGGGCACGUUCGCCAUUCAGAUUGUGAUUGUUCAGUUCGGAGGCAAACCCUUCAGCUGUUCUCCUCUGGAUCUGGAGAAGUGGAUGUGGUGUGUGUUCCUGGGCAUGGGAGAGCUGGUCUGGGGACAGGUCAUUUCCACAAUCCCGAACAGCAAGCUGCGGUUCCUGCGAGGCGCCGGGCAGCUGACACAGAAGGAUGAAAUGCCUGAGGAGGAGAUGAACGAGGACCAGGAGGAGAUCGACCACGCCGAGCGGGAGCUGCGGAGAGGACAGAUCUUGUGGUUCAGGGGGUUAAACAGAAUACAGACACAGAUACGUGUCGUGAACGCAUUUCGUAGCUCGCUCUAUGAAGGCUUGGAAAAACCCGAAUCCAGAACCUCCAUCCACAAUUUCAUGACGCAUCCGGAGUUCAGAAUAGAGGACUCCACACCUCACAUUCCUCUAAUAGACGACACCGAUAUCGACGACGAGGCGGCGAGGAAAAACUCCAGUCAGCCGGCGUCCCCCAACAAAAACAACAACGCCAUCGAUAGCGGAAUAAACCUGACCACCGACACCAGUAAAUCAGCCGCUUCCUCCAGUCCCGGGAGUCCGCUUCAUAGUCUGGAGACAUCGCUUUAGCUCGAUAAUAAUCCUCUUUAGACUGUCUGUUUAAAAGCGCGGCUCUCCAUGUGGAUCGCGCACUGCUGACUGAACACGUGUGUGUGUGUGUGUUUGGCGACACACUCUUUUACUGAACAACGACUCGAGAAAAACAAUACGGCGCGCAUUUCCUGAGGAAACGACACAAACUAUUACGAGUAAUUUAAAUCAGCUAUUAUCGUGGCUCCUGCAUGAAUGUACUGUACAUCCACCGACCCGGGUUCUUCUUUCUGGAUUUUUUCAUUCAUUGAUUUUUGAUUUGGUUUUCUUUUUUUUUUAUUGUUGCUGGGACGUUGCUACUUUGAUUCACUGAUCUGUGAGUAUUGUGUGUGUGUGUGUGUGUGCGCGUGUGGCAUGUAUCUAAGUGUAUAGAUUUAUUUGGUUAUUGAUUAAGGUGUAUCCAGGUCGCAGGGGCUCAACUUGCACAGUAGAUAUGCACCUGUCAGGGGGGGGGGAAGACCCAUGGAAAUUAUAGAAUUUAUUAAGCGUACAUAUAUAUUUAUAGACAUGUUAUAAAUAUAUAUUUACAGAGUUUAUCUUUAUUUGUCGGCAUGUUGCCUUGUUCUGCUUCAAUAACUACUUUUAACUUAUUUAUGUCCUAAAGAGAAUGUAAUUUGUUUACAAACCUGUAGAUAAUAGCGUCCUGGUUCCUUUGUAGGGUUGAAAACCACGCAGCAGACGUACGUAGUGUGAACAGCUCACGCUGUUCCUGUAAUAUCGGACUCUAGGUGUUUUAUUACCAGUCGUGCGCUGGACUUGCCUGCUAUUUUUGUCAAAUGCUGUAGAUAUUUUUAGAGGAUUACGAAAGAAACCAAAAUUUAGUGGGGUAUAUCAAUAACGUGGCAUCGUAGUAUUAAACGCGUGCGGGAAAUCCAACGGUUUUGUGGUCGGCCUCAAGCGUGAGCAGAGAUAUAAACAUGUGUGUACGUAUAUCUCAGGUUGGGUUUUAAUAUCUUCUUUAGAAGUACGUAUUACUUAAAAUAGUUUGAGUUCAGAAGCUGCGAUGGCUUUUAUGUCAUGUAAAUUAAGUUAUAUUUGGCAUCUCUGUAUGGAAAAUCAAACCUGUGUUCAAAUAUUGUGAUCUAUUGUGUUGAUUCUUCUUUUUUUGGACGUUUAUUUUUGCCUUUUUCUUUUGGUUGAAGGAAUUGAGACCAGCUCCCGAGCUGACGACACACUUUUGGAUUCAUGUAAUGCAACAAAACCAAGAAGGAAUGUUGCUGUUGACUCUUUU